Camelina sativa (false flax) is the source of this 900-nucleotide messenger RNA. RefSeq lists its product as uncharacterized. The record is from RefSeq and is a predicted model, not a curated record. Lineage: Eukaryota; Viridiplantae; Streptophyta; Magnoliopsida; Brassicales; Brassicaceae.
GACAAAAAAAAAUCGAACCAAUCUAGUUAGGGUUUUUUUUUUUUUGAAUCUCUCUCAAUGUCCAUGGAUCUCUGUUUAAGCACCGAGCCCGAGGUGAUGCAAACCAUGGAUGCAUCUUUCACGGAUCUGUCUUCGCUUUGUGGCCAAAAACGCAAGGCCGAAACAAUUUUACCGGCGGACGAAGAAGAAGAAGAAGAAGAAGAAAGCGGGAAAGGUGAGGAGGAGAGUAACAGUGAAAGCGAUGACCAGGUUUGGGGUUUCGAUAGUUUCGAUGGCUCAGACUACGAGUCGCCUGAGGAGCCUCCCGCGGAUGAAAAGGAAUUUGAGUUUCGUCGAUACGCACGCCAUUAUCACGAGAGCCAGGGUUUUAAGGUGGAUGACGAUAUGAUUCCUAAAUCUCUUCAUCGUCGUCAUGGAGGAUUACGCGGUGUCGAUCUCGAUGCCCACUACGUGGAGCCCCUCACGGGGCGUGACUACAUGGAGAUUAUGGCCAAUGUCGCUAUUGCCAAAUACAACCAAGUUGAGAAAAAGACUGUUACGCUUGAUCGUAUCGUGAGGGCCGUGGACAAUCUUGCCACUAGUAUCAAAGCUUAUAUUACUUUCAUGGCUAAGGAGUCUCCUCAAGGGGAACUUGUUGAGUAUCAAGCCAAGGCUGAGCGUAAGCCAUGGCAAAGAAAUAUUCAUCCCAUCUUUUGCAGACCUUCUUCAGCUCUUAAAAAAGAUUGAUGGUGUCGUUGAGCGCUCCCAAUGCCCCAGGCCAGGUGGAUUAAGUAGUUGUUUUUUUCUGCUGAAAUAAUUAACCUUCUCGAAGAUUUCAUAUUUUUAUAAUUUAGAACUCUACUUAUGUCUGUCUCUGUAAGGUUUAUAAUGACUGGGUGAUUAAUUAUUUAAAAGUCAAUU